Osmerus eperlanus (European smelt) is the source of this 5759-nucleotide messenger RNA. Its product is annotated as band 4.1-like protein 3. Gene Ontology annotation, biological process: cortical actin cytoskeleton organization. Lineage: Eukaryota; Metazoa; Chordata; Actinopteri; Osmeriformes; Osmeridae. Bases 153 to 5537 code for a protein of 1794 amino acids. The record is from RefSeq and is a predicted model, not a curated record. Gene Ontology annotation, cellular component: cytoskeleton; plasma membrane. Gene Ontology annotation, molecular function: actin binding; structural molecule activity. The transcript is spliced from 27 exons.
UUAACAGCGUAACUAACAGUAGAGUGUGAUAGGCUGGUCGAAAAGAGAACUGCAACCGAGCUCCACUUCUGACAGGAAAUACUACAGUACAUAUUUAGGCUACCACACGCAUACCGAUCUGAAGGAGAGGGCAUUUCACCGUAUGAUCUGCCAUGACGACUGAAUCAGGCGCAGACUCCGACCCGAAGCAGCCGGAGAAGGGGAAGGAGAAAGGGAAGAGUGGACAGCCUUGUCAAGUGCCACCAGCAGCCACAUCCUCGCCCCAGUCCUCGCCACUUCCUGCUGCCGCCGGACACAGCACGCCUGUCAGGAAGGAACAGGGGCAGAUUGAGGAGGACCAAGCAUCCCACCAGUCGUCCACCAGUCGCCUCUCCAGGUCUCCUCUGAAGGGAGGGAAGAAGGUGAAGAUCAUGCAGUGUAAGAUCACCCUCCUGGACGGCUCCGACUACACCAUCACGGUGGAGAAGCGAGCCAAGGGCCAGCUACUGUUUGACAAGAUGUGCGACCAUCUCAACCUGCUGGAGAAGGACUACUUUGGCAUCACAUACAGGGAUGUGGAGAACCAGAAGAAUUGGUUGGAUUCUGCCAAAGAGUUGAAAAAGCAGAUCAGGGCCGGCCCUUGGAACUUUGCCUUCAACGUGAAGUUCUACCCUCCAGAUCCCGCCCAGUUGUCCGAGGACAUUACUAGGUACUACCUGUGCCUGCAGCUGAGGGAUGACGUGGUUUCGGGGCGUCUGCCCUGCUCCUUCGCCACCCACACGGUGCUGGGCGCCUACACCGCCCAGUCUGAGCUGGGGGACUCGGACCCCGAGGAGCUGGGCAGCGACUACAUCAGCGAGCUGCGCUUCGCCCCCAACCAGACCAAGGAGCUGGAGGAGAACGUCAUAGACCUGCACAAGAACCACAAGGGGAUGACACCAGCUGAAGCGGAAAUGCGCUUCCUGGAGAACGCCAAGAAGCUGUCUAUGUACGGAGUGGACCUCCACCACGCCAAGGACUCUGAGGGUGUGGAGAUCAUGCUGGGGGUGUGUGCCAGCGGGCUGCUCAUCUACAGAGACAGGCUGCGCAUCAACAGGUUCGCCUGGCCCAAGGUCCUCAAGAUCUCCUACAAGAGGAACAACUUCUACAUCAAGAUCCGGCCAGGGGAGUUUGAGCAGUUCGAGAGCACGAUUGGUUUCAAGCUGCCUAAUCACCGCGCCGCCAAGAGGCUGUGGAAGGUGUGUGUGGAGCACCACACGUUCUUCAGGUUGGUGUCCCCUGAGGCUCCCUCGAAGAAGUUCCUGGGCCUGGGUUCUAAGUUCCGCUACAGCGGGAGAACGCAGGCCCAGACCCGCCGGGCGAGCUCUCAGAUCAUCCGACCGGCACCUCUGUUUGAACGCUCCUCCAGCAAGCGCUACACCAUGUCCCGGAGCCUGGAUGGAGCCCCCAUCACAGAGAACCACGACACCCUCAUGAAGGACGCCUCUGUCGACGGGCUGGUCAAGGCCGGCGCCAAGGGAGACCUGAUUACCACGGUGACGCCCGAGAAGAAGGCGGAGGAGGAGCUGGCAGAGCAGGAGGAGGCCCAGGCCAAUGGCCCCGAGCCCCCGGAGCCCUCCCCCUCCACCCCGCUCAGACACCACGAUAAGCGCUCCCCCUGUCUCUACUCCACUGACCCCCUCGGCUCCGAGCUCUCCCUCCCCUCCUCCCCUGUGUCGUCCACCAAAGUGCGACGGCGGCGCAGGGAGAACUCGCGCAGGCGGGCGGCGUCCGUCAGCCCGGCCAAGAGCGGCGCGGGCUGCCGGCGGCGGCAGGCCCGCGCCGACCGCAGGGCGGCCCUGCUGGAGGAGCGAGCCCUGCUGCUGUCGGCCCGCAAGCAGCGGCUGGAGGGGGGCAAGGCCCGCGGCGGCACCCUCUUCUCCUUCUCCCUGCACCUGCCCGACCUCGCCUCUUUCCUGGACGACGACGGCUACAUCACCUUCCCCGACCUGUCGGAGCUGCGCUUCCUGCCCGAGAGCGUGCAGCACUUCCUGCCCAUCAAGUCCCCCUCGCUCAUCCCCUGCUUCCUCUUCAUCUUCUUCUUCCUGCUCUCCACCUCCUUCUCCGUCCCCUACGCCCUCACCCUGUCCUUCCCCCUGGCUCUGUGUCUCUGCUACCUGGAGCCCAAGGCGGCCUCCCUGACGGCAUCCAUAGCCCAGGGCCUCCAUGACCAUGACAGUUCAGAGGAAGAGGAGGAGACGGACAGUGAGCAAACUGACUUUAACGUGGACGGGGAGACGACCGCCACAGAGUCGGAGCCAGAGGAGGACUCUGAGAUGAGGACUCAGUAUAGUUUCAUAAGACGAGUAAAGGGGGAGAACGUUUUUAUCAAGCAUAGUAACCUGAUGUUAGAGGACACGGAGCCCCCGGAGGAGCUGGUGAAACACCAGAGCAACAUCAGCGAGCUGAAGCGCUCCUUCCUGGAGACGGGCAGCAGCGCCCCCGGGAUGACCGAGUGGGAGAAGAGGCUGUCUGCGUCCCCGGCCCACUCCCCCAAGACGGAUGAUGCCCCCAUGAUCGAGCCCCUCCUCAGCCAGGAUGAUAACGAGCAGGUACACGAGGGGGAGCAGGAGAAGCAGGUGGUAGCAGCCGGUGCCUCUGAGACUGCAGACAAAGGUGUGACAGAAGGCUGUGUAGAGGCUGCCGCGCUGGGGGGGGAUCUGUCUGCCACAUUGGAGGACGUCCGAGGCAGCUUAUCCUCGGAGCACGAGGAGAGGAGCCCAGAGCCCCAGGAAGAGGUGAAGAUCAGCCCGGGGUCUGUCAGACAGGAGGUCACCCAGGCCAUCAUCACCAAGAGAGGAACCCUCAUCAUCCUGAAGGAGCUGGGAUCUGAAGACCAGGGGGACAGUGACGGCACCUACAUGGAGAUAGACAGGGGGGACAGUGACGGCACCUACAUGGAGAUAGAUGGCGUGAACGGAUAUCGUCCUGCUCCCGACGAGGCUCGAGAAAACCAGAUGGAUUCUCUUCCCUGCGAAGAGAACGAGGCUCAGAGUACCUUGGAAGAAGAUGAAGUUAGCAAGAGAGAAUCUCUGACCACCUGUAUGGAGGUCAAAGACGAGACGGAGGCUCCCCUCGGCGCGAAGGAGGUCGAGACCGAUGGCAUGGAGAGCAUUACAUCUCCUAAGAAGGCCAAGGCUCCGUGGUUGUCUGAGAUCAUAGAAACAGAAGAGGUAACCAUGGUCACCAAGCGCUCUUAUGAGGAAGUGAAAGAGCUGAGCACCACCGAAGAGGAGCUGGGGAAAGGCCGGAUUGAGCAAUCCCAGCUGAGCCUCACCGCCACUUGCUCUGUAACUGAAUCGUCAGCAGCCUCUUUAGCAGUGUCUCCACUUGGAUGGGCCUCCUCCUCUCUGAGUCCCAUCUUACACAAGACGGAGGAGGGCGUAUCCGAGGCGACGAAGGCAGAACCAGCGGAGUCGUCAGGGCCUACGGUGAAUAUUCCCUCAGAAGCUGCAGAGGCAGGGCCAGCACAUGCUGCAGAGCAGCUCCCUCCUGUAGAGGACACAGAGCCCACUGUCAGCACACACACUGAGCUAGACCACCCAGCAGGGGCAGGGCUUACAUUGAUGCCACCAGACACCAACACAGCAGCAGCUGUCAGUGAGAGCCCCUCAGAGCCACCAGGUAGUCCUGCUGAUAUUGAGGCCUUUGAAGACAGAAGAGAGAGGCCUUCCACUCUGGAGGCAGGUCUGCCUGAAGAAACAGAGGCAGGUCUGUGUGAAGGACCUGAGGCAGGUUUACCAGAGGCAGGUCUGUGUGAGGGACCUGAGGCAGGUUUACCAGAGGCAGGUCUGUGUGAGGGACCAGAGGCAGGUUUACCAGAGGCAGGUCUGUGUGAGGGACCAGAGGCAGGUUUACCAGAGGCAGGUCUGUGUGAGGGACCAGAGGCAGGUUUACCAGAGGCAGGUCUGUGUGAGGGACCAGAGGCAGGUUUACCAGAGGCAGGUCUGUGUGAGGGACCAGAGGCAGGUUUACCAGAGGCAGGUCUGUGUGAGGGACCAGAGGCAGGUUUACCAGAGGCAGGUCUGUGUGAGGGACCAGAGGCAGGUUUAUCAGAGGCAGGUCUGUGUGAGGGACCAGAGGCAGGUUUACCAGAGGCAGGUCUGUGUGAGGGACCAGAGGCAGGUUUACCAGAGGCAGGUCUGUGUGAGGGACCAGAGGCAGGUUUACCAGAGGCAGGUCUGUGUGAGGGACCAGAGGCAGGUUUAUCAGAGGCAGGUCUGUGUGAGGGACCAGAGGCAGGUUUACCAGAGGCAGGUCUGUGUGAGGGGGCAGGGGGGGAGACACAGAUGCCAGAAUGUAAGGAAAGCUUCAGCCAAUCAGAGAGUUCUGCAGAUAUAGCAUUGCUGCAGACUGAGUCUACUACACCAGCCUCCACAACAUGGGUGGAGGACGAUGAUGAUGAUGAUGAUGAUGGGGUUGGUGAAGAAAUAAAGGAGCAGGAGGUUGAAAGGGAGGAUGGUACAUGGAGAGGGGUGGAGGGAGAGAUUGAGGGUGACGAAUCGGUCAGCCUGUCGAACCCAAGAGAACCAUUCAAGUAUGAGCCGUCAGCAGGGGAAGAGGGUGGUCGCUGUGAAGAAGAGGACCACUGUGAGAUGUUUCUGGAAGAGUCAGGAAAUGACGUGGCCACCAUAAAACCUCCGGUCCUGACCACUGAGAAGAAGGUGAAGUUCUCAGAGGUAGACCAUGUUAUGGUGUGUCCCAUGGAUGAAGAAGAGGAGGAUGAUGACGGUUCAGAAGAAGCCGUGGAAAGCCACGACGGUGACAUGGAGAGCUGUGCAGACGUGGAGGCCUCCGCAGAUGCUCAUGAUGAGACGGGCUCGGAAGGUUCCGGGGAGGUGGAAGAUGACAUGGAGGAGAAGAGCAGAGACGGCCAGGAUGCAGAAGGAUCUAUCGAGGACCAGACCAGUGACAUGGACCUCUCUGGGGCGUCAGACCAGUCCAGCUCUAAAGACACGGAGGAGAAAGAGAAAAGUGAGAAUGAAGAAGAAGAAGAUGAUCAGAAUGAAGAGUGGAAUGUUGAAGAGGACGUUGGGGAAGACUACGGGAAAUCCAGCCCUCGUGAAAUAGAUCAGACUGAGGAGGACCCAGGAGCCCCUAGCACACACGCACCUCCAGCCAUGCCUCUGUCUGAGGAGUCGGAGGCUGUCCUGCAGGAGGAGCUGCCCUCCAAGGAGGCGCCUGUGGUCCACACCGAGACCAAAACCAUCACGUACGAGUCAUCCGAGGCCGACACCAACGGCGACGGCGACCCGGGGGUCUUGAUGAGCGCCCAAACCAUCACCUCGGAAACGACGAGCACCACCACGACCACGCACAUCACUAAGACGGUGAAAGGGGGCGUGUCGGAGACGAGGAUCGAGAAACGGAUCGUCAUCACGGGAGACACAGACAUCGACCAUGAUCAGGCUCUGGCUCAGGCCAUAAAGGAAGCCAAAGAGCAGCACCCUGACAUGUCAGUGACCAAAGUAGUGGUACAUAAAGAGACAGAAAUCACGCCCGAGGAGGGGGAGGACUGACCCAGGAAUAAACCUGAGGACUGUUUUCUAUCACCUGCCAAGACUCAACCUCCCAACAUGCAACGCCCACAUCAUGCACUACAUUACUGUGCUGGGACAUGGAAACCUGCCUCUUUCUUCCAUCUCUGCUCUCAAUCAGUCCCCUCCGUCACUGGCAAAUGCAUAUUGCAUGAGACAGACACAAUUGUGCAUUAUUCAAGAAUGACAAGAUAAAACAUAUAC